Branchiostoma belcheri (Belcher's lancelet) is the source of this 2182-nucleotide messenger RNA. RefSeq names its product transmembrane protein 263-B-like. The transcript is spliced from 4 exons. The record is from RefSeq and is a predicted model, not a curated record. NCBI's taxonomy places the organism in Eukaryota, Metazoa, Chordata, Leptocardii, Amphioxiformes, Branchiostomatidae. The coding region runs from base 398 to 808 and encodes 136 amino acids.
AAUGAAAUCCAGCUGGCUUGUUUGCGCCACGUCGCGCGCCCUGGAGUUUUGCUGGGCCAGCUAGCGGAUCUAGACGUCGGGUUUUCUACCAGCAUUUUGGGGUCAUCUGUUGCAGAGUUUUCUCAGAUUUCCUCGUAUCUAGGAGGACUGAAGACCCACCGAGUAUUUCCUGGGGUGACUGAGUGUGUAGAACCUUGUAUUUGAAGUACAGUUUGUUGUGUAUCUUCGCGGAGGUCUGUUGUUGUGAUUGCGCCAUAAUCCUAUCUCCCUGUUGUGGUCGUCUCACUCAACUUUUGGCUGUGGCUGUGGGCAUCGUUUUGUGGUUUCUACAUCUCGUAGCUCCACCUGAACAGAUCACAGAAGAAGCUGUUGCUUCUGUGACGCUGUGGACGCCAAGAUGAGGGCUGAGGGCGGAGUAGAGGAUCAUCUGGUCUUGAGGGGGAAGGGUUCACCGACCAAAGUCAAGACGGAGGAGUUCAUGUUUGAAGAAGAAGACGAUGCUACAAGAACGGUGGAGAAUGUGAAAGAACCGGCUGGAGAUGGACAGCCUCCUAAAGAUGAAAAGCCAGGUGAACAGCCGGGAAUCGUGCGCAAAGUGGGGUCUGGAGUGUACAACACGGCAACAGGGGCGCUGGGAAUGGGCUUCAGCGGGAUCAAGUGGGUAGCAGGCACCAGCUACAGCGUCGUCACAAAGGUGCCAUCGGCAGGCUACGGAGUGGUCAGUUCUGGGGUCAGUUCAGUGACCAGUCGGCUACCGUCAGUGUCCAUACCCCUCUGGAGGGGCAAAGGCAAGGACAAGAAUGAUUGAUGUCACCAGGGUCAGUGUGUGACAGGGUUCUAAACUUAAAGGAUGUAGCAGUAUGGAGGGGAGAGCACUAGAGAAACUUCUCGGCUAACUGUGGACAGUAAUUACUAAUUAGCCUUCUGUGCAGACUUCUAGCGGGGCAGGGUUUGUUCCUGGAUACAGCUCUUCCCCAGAACAAGUCCCUCCCCCUGAAAAGAAACCGCCGCUCUAGUUUUUCGUAGAAAUAAACACUGCCCCCAGAAGUCUGCACAGGAGGCUACGGUAAUUACUUGAAGGCUAGAUGCUGAAAUGGCUUACAUGUUGCCUGUGCAGGGGAAUAGUUGCCAUACAUUGCAUAGCCCAAAAUUCAGGCUGAAUUUUGCAACCUCUUUGUAAUGUUUGGGGCCACAGUGGGAGUUGUCAUGUCUUCACUUCCCUAAUGACCAAGCUACUACAUGUGUAUUAAGGAAUAUGUGAUACUGAUAACAAAGGUGUUUAGCAUCUAGAUCAGCCAUUUCUGAAACUGAAUUUCACUUCAUAGUUGUAAACAAACUUAUAUAAAGAAAGAGAAGCUGGAACUGAUAGUCAUGCAUUACCAUCAAAUUUCUCAUGACCAUUUUGUGUAUAGCGUUACAUGUAUGUUAAUUUGUAGCUCAAUCAACAAGACUGGCUGUUAUGAUUAAGUCACUAUCAACGUAGAUAUGUGACAUAUUAGGAUUAGAUGUGCCUUAAAAGUAACAUUUUCCAAUGUGUGGAAAGUGUCAGAGUUCCAGUAUAUCUAUUUUUUUGCCACUGGUGUUUUGAAGAAUGUUGUGAUGAUAGCCAAGGGACCAGGAUAGCUACAGUGCCUGAAGAACCAUGACUGAUAAUUGACCAUUGACUGAAAUGCUGAAAGGUGCUUAUAUACUAGUAGUUGGAACUUCUACUACAUACAUGUUGUUACACAAAGCUGUAACAAGAUACAACGUGUAUCUCACUAUCCAGUGUUACUUGUAAUGUGUUACGGUAGAGCUAAUAAUAUUUUGUCAUUCCUGCAUUGAUAUUCCUCUCUAUUUUGUAUGAACUUAAGACUAGGGACCAUUUAGUGCCAAUUUAUAAGGAAAAAAGAAUUAUGCAUCUAUUUUGUAAGGUUUAUUGCCCUGUCAAACAAUGCAAGUUGCAGAAUCAUGCGUAAUGUGACCAAAAUCUGUGUGAGGACACUGUGUCUGGAGCAAGAUGAUGGAGCAGAGUAAGCCAGAAGUGAAGAAAUAUCUGGUUGUUACUUGUCAAAGUAGGAUCAGGAGAAAUUGUUCUGAAGAUAUCAUACUAGAGUGUAAAAACAUUGCAUUUGAAUUCAUAAGAAAUAUUUUCCACCAAAAUUGACUUUAGUAAUGUUGAGGGAUCAAGUCUAAAAGAAAC